Rana temporaria (common frog) is the source of this 1389-nucleotide messenger RNA. RefSeq names its product isoamyl acetate hydrolyzing esterase 1 (putative) (gene IAH1). The record is from RefSeq and is a predicted model, not a curated record. The transcript has 8 exons. Gene Ontology annotation, molecular function: hydrolase activity, acting on ester bonds. Bases 113 to 1000 code for a protein of 295 amino acids. Lineage: Eukaryota; Metazoa; Chordata; Amphibia; Anura; Ranidae.
AGGGAGGAGUGGUUUGUAGAGGGAUCUGAUCUCAUGACUUCUUCCUCCCCUCCCCCCUGUCUGGUGUUACAGCCGGGCUGCCUGCUUCCCUGUGUGUACUUGGCUAAUAUAUAUGGACCGAACCUGGAUCAGGGGGCUUUCCUGUCGAGGGUAUUGGAAAACGUACUCUCUUUUGGCGGUCCUUGUUUCAUCCUUGGUGGCGACCUUAAUGUUGCCCUUUCUCCAUCCGUGGACACUUCCUCAGACCUCCACUGUAAAAUCUGCCAUGAUUUCCUGGCCUCGUGUGGUUUUGUUUGGAGAUUCCAUCACUCAGUUUGCUUUUGAAGCGAAUGGAUGGGGAGCGACCCUGGCUAAUAAACUUGUAAGGAAGUGUGACGUCCUCAACCGCGGUCUAUCCGGCUACAACACCAGAUGGGCAAAGCACAUUCUUCCAAAGCUGAUCGCCAAAAGCUCUGAUUCUGAAACCAUUGCUGCAGUCGCCAUUUUCUUUGGUGCUAAUGACAGCUCCCUGAAAGAGGAGAACCCUCAGCAGCAUGUUCCUCUGGACGAGUAUGCAGACAAUCUGAGGACUAUGAUCCACUAUCUGCAGUCUUUGGACAUCACACCAGACAGACUCAUCCUGAUUGCUCCACCACCCAUCUAUGAGCUGUCCUGGGAGAAGCAGUGUUUUACGAAAGGGUAUAAACUGAAUCGUUUGAACUAUAUAGCCGGGGAAUAUGCCAAAGCCUGCGUUCGUGUUGGCCAAGAUUGCGGCACUGAGGUUCUGGACCUGUGGACAUUAAUGCAGGAGGGGGGUCAGGACUAUACAGUUUACCUGUCAGAUGGGCUUCAUUUAUCUGACAAAGGUAAUGAGUUUGUGGAGUCUAAAUUGUGGCCAAUCUUGGAGCAGAAGCUGGGCGAUCUACCCUUCCUUUUUCCCUAUUGGAUGGAUGUGGACAAUAAAAACCCAGAGCCCUCUCUGUUCCCCAACUGCACAGAGAAGAAAGAAGAGAAGAGCUAACCAAAUAGCCAUACGACCACUGUGGAUGUAGACUGAGGAAUUCUGCACCCAGUGUCCUGCUUGCAGAUCUGAUACCAUCUCUCUUACCAAUCCUUGCUGUUUUCACACUCCCACGGAAUGUGGUACCCAAAACUUUCCAGUUGUAUCAGGCCUGCAGUAAGGUGGUGGGAGAGAAUCUAUCAGCAUUGGAACUUUCCGAAGAAAAUGGCGGAUUUCUGUGCAUUAAUCCUACAAACAUCUCUUCAAUGUUAGUGGCAAUAAUAAUAUGACACACCUAUUAGGAAAUUAAAUUUGCUGCAUUGGGUUGCACUGAAGAGAAUUAAAGAAAGCACUUUAAGAUAGUUUCCAAGAAAAUAAAGUGGGCCCCCAGCCAUUUAUUUUUUUGUUAA